Molecule: messenger RNA, 3400 nt
Organism: Siniperca chuatsi (mandarin fish)
Lineage: Eukaryota; Metazoa; Chordata; Actinopteri; Centrarchiformes; Sinipercidae
Gene: rad51b
Product: RAD51 paralog B
Exons: 10
Coding region: 1873-2982 (369 amino acids)
Biological process (GO): double-strand break repair via homologous recombination
Cellular component (GO): Rad51B-Rad51C-Rad51D-XRCC2 complex
Molecular function (GO): ATP binding; ATP hydrolysis activity; ATP-dependent DNA damage sensor activity
Source: RefSeq, a predicted model, not a curated record
ACCUGCUCGCACUCGCCUCUUCACCUCUUCUCCACAGUCUCCAUCGCUCUGAACCGUUGACCCUAAGUACUUAAAGUCCUGCACCUUCUUCACCUCUGCUCCCUCUGGUAUUAUCCUUUAUUUUCUAUACGACAUGUCAACCUCUCAUUUAUCAUUUUCUCCACUGUCCUGCAGGCGUGGGAUGUUACAGCGAUUGCUCUGUAAUUCCCCUGGUUUGGGACUACAGCAGCCUCCUUCCAGCUCUGUGGCAGGGUCCCUUCCUCCCAAACUCUAUUAGACAGUCCCUGUAAUAAAUCGUUGGAGAUGGUUUAUCAUUGUUUAACAAUCGUGUUGUUUAGGCCACUGCUGCCUUCCUCGCGCUGUACCGGCUCUUCCUCCUCCUCCUCCUCCUCCUCCUCACUGAUACUGUCCGGUCAGCAGGCUUUGCCAUCAUCUCAGCUUCUGCUCACCUCUCGCAUCAUUUAAGACAAGUCUUUUUAUCACGCUCCACCCUUCGUACAGUUCUCUCUCCCUCCCUACGGAGCUGCAAAGGUUCCUCCAGAAGUCCGUCUUUGCAUUUUUUACGAUUCUCCUUACAUCUGCUUCAGUGAGAUCCAGAAACUGUGAUCCUGUUUAACAUUUUAAAAGCUUUAUUUCGAGACUUUGCUUCAUCGCGUUCCUUCGUCCGCCGUGGUACAGGCUUCUUUGCCACCUCUGGAAAAGCUUAACAAGCAGAAACAUUUCAGUGACCAACAUCUUCAUUAAUAUCAAUUUUUCUUCCAUUUCUCGAUCACUAAUAUUCCUAAAUGUCUGGCAGUCAGCAUGAAUUCUGACGCCGCUGUAAGAUCUGGGGCCGACUCGGUGCCUGUUCUGAUAUUAAUUCUUGUGCCGCUUCCGUUAUUCAGCCACACUAGAUUUGUUAUCUCCAUUCCAUUUUCAUCAUUACGUCACCCCAUAACGUGCUAUGGCCAUUCAAUCCCCACAGCAUCUCCCUUUCCCUCCUGAAUGUACCGCGAGUUCAUCCACGACUCUGCUGAGAGCCUAUUACGCGGACUGUAGAAGUGAACAAUUUUGAUAUUUCCUCCUCGUUUCUCUCCAAAUUUAAACGAGGAUUAAACGACUGUGUUGUAUUCCUUGCUUUAAAAUAUCAUACCCCCUCCUCCACCUCUGCGGAUACUAGCAGGCUCAAGCCAGCUUUCCUGAACACAUGUGAUUCCUGGUUUUUUAGACCUUUACUGAAUCCUUUAAACUCUUGGCCAUUUGCUUUUAAGCCUCCGCCUUCCAGCUGCUUCUCGUCUCUUAUGUCCUGCUCCCUGGACACAUCUUCCAUGCCCCCAAACUCCUCAGCUCGCUUCACUGUCACUUUCAUUUUCUCCGUUUUGUGUUUGACUUGAUGGCACAAGUGAUCACAUGUGCGACGAACAGCAUCGGCUUAUCCACUGUCAGUGCUGCGUUAGUUGUCUCCGUUUGACCUCUGGACUCUGUCAGUUUCAAGAGUUUAACGUUAACGUUUGGAAAAGAGAGGCGGUGUAUCAGUUAACUUCAGUCUGACAGAAACGAAGCGUGUCAUCCAGCACACAGUGAAACACAGGUGGCAGGAGCAGUGUGGAGAAGAGAGAAGGAGGUGACUCCUGUGGAGAACAUGGAAUGACCUGACUCAGAGCCUCAGAGAUUAUUUUGGACUGUUUUUAUUUUAAACGUUGAGUACCGAGCCACACUCCACCAGUUGGUGGCGGUAAUGCGCAAUUUCGUUGUUGCCAACCGCAAACGGCACCAAGAAGAAGGAAGAGGCUCUAGCGGGCUGCUGUCAAAAUAAGCCACCGGGGAAAUUUUAGGCAGCCUUUACUUGUUGCGGCGUUCACUCAGCCGAAGAGGACGGCAAAAGAAGCCGACAUGGCGACUAGAAUACUGAAGCGAAGUGGCGUUUCAAACGAAAUAUGUGAGCGACUCAAACGACAUCAAAUAGAAAGUUGUAAGGACCUGUUGUCUCUGACUCCUGUUGAAGUGAUGCAUGCUGCAGGGCUGAGCUACCAGAGGGCCUCAGUCCUACUGCAGUCAGUGAGCAAAGCCGUUGCACCAGCAUUCACCACGGCUCUGGAGUUGUGGAAGCAACGCUCAGACUCCUGUUUCUCCACGUCGUUGCCUGCUCUGGACAAACUGCUGAGAGGAGGCCUGCCCUGUGGGACCAUCACAGAGGUGACGGGCCCGUCUGGCUGUGGGAAGACUCAGAUGUGUUUGAUGCUGAGUGUUGUGGCCACGCUGCCAAAGAGUGAGGGUGGCCUGGACAGCAGCGUGAUCUACAUCGACACAGAGGCAGCUUUCUCUGCUGAGAGGCUGGUGGAGAUCGCACAGAGCCGCUUCCCAGACUACUUCAUCUGUAAGGAGACGGUCCGGCAGAUGGCUGGGCGGGUCCAUCUCUUCAGGGAGCUCACCUGUCAAGAUGUCCUCAACAGACUGGAGAGACUAGAAGAGGACAUCAUCUCAACCAGAGCAGGUCUCAUCAUCCUGGACUCCGUGGCCUCAGUGGUGAGAAAGGAGUUUGACACAACACUGCCCGGCAACCGGAUGCACCGCAGCAACCUGCUGGGCCACGAGGCCACCACCCUCAAAUACCUGGCCCACCAGUUCAACAUACCUGUGGUCCUGACCAACCAGAUCACAACUCAUGUGGGCAAUCAAGGAUCUUCCCUGCCUACUGAAGUGGAUUCUGCAUUCGUGACAGCGGCUCUGGGGAACACGUGGAGUCACAGUGUCAACACACGUCUUAUUGUUCAGUAUGUGAACGCAUACCAGAGACAGAUAUUGAUAGCCAAGUCCCCCGUGGCUCCAUUUGCUGUGCUGAACUACACCAUUCAGAAGCAGGGAAUCUGUAUAGAUGGAAACAACAGUCAAACGACCUUGUAUGAGGGCACAGAUCCAGGCCUCCAGCCAAUCAGGGUGCGGACUGGAUUCAACUACAAUUUGACCAGUUCUGUGGACUGGACUGACCAAACACUGCUGUGACUCAGGUGUGUGUGUGUGUGUGUGUGUGUGUGUGUGUGUGUGUGUGUGUGUGUGUGUGUGUGUGUGUGUGUGUGUGGAGAGAGGCCAGAGAGUGGGCAAAAUGUCUAACAUAAGGGGUGUGUGUGUGUCACAUUCCCUUUGUUUUUGUUCUAAACUAUAUGAUGAUGACUGAUCUUGUUUGAAUGGGUCGAGGUAAAGUAAUGUUGCAUGCCAUAGCCCCGGCUCUCUCUCCACGUGUCCUGUCUCUUUACACUGUCAACUAUCAAAUAGGGCAAAAAUGCCACACACAAAAAGAUCCUGGACAAAAACCGAAUGACGGAGCACUUCCUCCCAAAGUGUUUGAUCCACUUGCUUUGUCAUUUUGACUUAUUGUAAGCUUCUCAAUUCAUUGUGUCAAUAAAGGACAUUAUACAGACCA